AUGGAUCAAUACGGCUAUCAAAGAUGGCCCGCCCAGGGAAAUGGUGUUUACAGCAGAGGCGGCAGAGGAGAAAAUAGAGGAGGAUUUAGAGGCGGCAACAGAGGCGGAUAUGAUCAUAGUAUCUACGCCCAGCACGUCGAGCCAACAUUUCACCAGCAAAAGACAUUUCAGCAUCCUGCUCCACAACAGUUCUCUCCCUUCGCUCCUCAAACUUAUCAAACACAACCAGCUCCUCAUGCUAGAGUCGUGCCACUCACCCCUUCUGCAGCUCCGACCGCCAGUCGUUCCAUUCCAACCGCUCGUCCGUUCAAUCCUUCCACUGAGCCAGCUGCCAUAACUGUUGAGAAGUUUGAUAAGUGGGCCGCACACAUCAAGGAAGGUCUUGUUCGCAAUCAAGGUACUGCAAGCUCUCGGCUGCCAGUUAUUACACAUGCUGAGAGGGAGAAGAACAAACCAGAGGGACUCAGUAGUGGUGUUUGUGAGCCAGGAGUACUGAAUCGUGGCAUUGAUAGAGGCGAACUCGCACGACGCAUGAAGGUUGAACAAAAUACUCUUGCACGACACUCAGAUCAUACAAAGACUUCCAGUCCUGAGAAGCCCACUGUGUCAGAGAUACCGAAAAAUCUUAUCGCCGAGGUUCCUAGAUCAACCUCUGCCGGCAAGCAUACUAUACCGACUCCGCCGCCAACACCUAUCGAGAAAGCUUCCUCAAACAUCAAUAAACAAGUACAAAGCAAUGACCAGCUCCCAGCCCGCGAUGGCAAUGGUUUCAUUCUUGGAGAAGCGAAGCUCAACAGACGUCUGCUUCCCACAUUGACCUCUUCCGAACCAAUAGAGAACGACAUCAACCCCAAGACCGGCAAGAUUUUCACUGAAGAAGAAUGGGACCACCAGAUACGAGUUAGGGAUCAUCGCAGAUUGGAAAGAGCAGCUAAGCGAAAUCACCAUGCAAAAGCAAAGAACUCGAAAGUCAACGCACUACUGAAGGGUAAAGACGACCUACCAGCAGAAGAAAAGAUAGAAAUCUUGGUCAAGGCAUUCGAAGAAAAUCAAACCGCCCUUGGACAACUCCGUGAUAGUCAUGUCAAGCUCGCUGCUGAGAAGGACAAGUUGAAGACAAACAUGCAGAGAGCAAAUUCUGAUUCUAUCAACUACCGCAACGAUCUCGAGCAGGUCAAGGUGGAUCUUGAGAAUGAACGCAGAGACCAUCGAGCCGCUAUCCGGGAUGUCGAAAACAAAUUGGCAAAGAAGCAAAUGGAGGUCGACGCUGCAUUGAAGAAGCUGAAGAAUUCACAGGAGUGUUGUGCGGAGCAGAACGAGUUCAUCGCACAAACAUCCGAGGAUUUGCGUGUCGCUCAUGAACUAUAUGCAGAGCUUGAGAAGGCAUCGAGCCAGAACACUCAAGACAAUUUCAACCUCACUCAGGAGAUUGAUAACCUCAUUCUUCAAAAUAGAAGUGCUGAGAAACAGCUCAACAGGCGAGUCGAGGAACUUGGCUUAGCCAAUAUCCGCACAUCCGGGCUGGAGUCAAAGAUUUCUGACCAGUCAGAGCAAUUGCAGGCCGUUGGGGAAGCCCUCGAAGGACUUCGACGAGAGGUCAAGCAUAAGACCGAUGCGUUCAAACCUAAUAGACCAGACACAGUCAAGGCUGAUUUCGUCUCAGAUAACGACGAUAUUCUUGACGUUAUUGAAGAUUACGUAUUGCCGGAUCCAGACAUCACUUUCAAUGAAAAAGCUUUGACAGUGACGGAUAGUGAAAUUAUCAUCGGCGAUAUCACUUCCAAUACAGCCAUUGAUGGCAAAAUCGUCAAGAGUGAAGAAUCAACCUAUCCUACAUCUCCCUCCACCAACAAUUGUUUUCUCUCGGUUAUGGGCGUCCUCUUGGUCUCCUUGUUCUUGACAGGGAUCUCCGGUUUCUAUGGAGCCAAACCUUCAGCAGUCAACAUGGCACCAAAUUUCAAUGCCACCUAUCAACAACUCGUAUUCACAGCUACCAUGUGUUCUCCUCUCGAAGCGCCCAGCGCGUUCGCUGUUACGCCGAUUCCAACGUCAACCAUCGCAACUUACACCUCUGCCAUCCCGGAUAAUUUCUUCGCUCCCUUCGAGCUGGUCAUCGAAGUUCCCGACAAUACGUCUUUCGUAGAAGAAGAAGAGAGCAAGAAUAAGUGGACCGAGAAAGGUAUCUGUCAGUAUGAAGAGUUCCCAAAAGUACGAAAGGCGAUAUUCACAGCUGUGCUUGCUGCUGGGAUUCAUGGUAUCGUAUUGCUCAGUCCCAUUCUGGGGCCUUGA
Messenger RNA from Cadophora gregata, 2289 nucleotides. RefSeq lists its product as uncharacterized. NCBI's taxonomy places the organism in Eukaryota, Fungi, Ascomycota, Leotiomycetes, Helotiales, Ploettnerulaceae. Bases 1 to 2289 code for a protein of 762 amino acids. The record is from RefSeq and is a predicted model, not a curated record. The transcript has 2 exons.